Molecule: messenger RNA, 6616 nt
Organism: Vanessa atalanta (red admiral)
Lineage: Eukaryota; Metazoa; Arthropoda; Insecta; Lepidoptera; Nymphalidae
Product: thyroid receptor-interacting protein 11-like
Exons: 9
Coding region: 133-4671 (1512 amino acids)
Biological process (GO): Golgi organization; endoplasmic reticulum to Golgi vesicle-mediated transport
Cellular component (GO): Golgi apparatus
Molecular function (GO): small GTPase binding
Source: RefSeq, a predicted model, not a curated record
UUUUGCCAACUAGACAAAGUCCUGUCAAUGGCAAAAUAAUGCAAUUUAUUUAUUGUUUACAUCGGUAUUUCCAUAAUAUUUUGAUGCCAAACAUUCGUCUGUGAUAUGUGACCUUUAUUCUAAUUAUUAAAAAUGUCGUGGCUUAAUUUGAACCAAAGUUUAAACAGCUUGAAAGGACAGAUUACAAACUUCGCUUCAGAAGUUUUAUCUGAAAGUGUUGUUCAGGCAAAUACCGAAGAAGCGACUGAAACUGAAACUUCAGCAAAGGAUCUUGAAGAUAAAUGCCACUAUCUAGAAGCCGAGAAUGCAACACUGAAGAAAUUAACAGAGGAGUUACAGGCAACACUGCAACAUGAGAGACUCUCCCGAAAAAAUGGCGUCAAGGAAGAUGAUUCGAGUUGGCAUUGGACUCCAUCACCCCAGACAUCAGAAUCACUCGAUCAUGAUACUGAAAAGCAAUACAAAUUACAAAUACAAGCGUUACAGAAUGAACUAUACAAUAUGAGAGAACGAGAUAUUACAGAGCAGGGAUCGGAUAACGAUGUAGAACUCAAUAGACUUCGUGAAGAAAAUAAAAAUUUAACUUGUAGUCUCGAAGACUUAGACAAUCAACAUCAGAUAGCGAUGGACAGAUUGCUCACUCUAAAGAAAGAGCUGCAAAAGAAUUUUGAAGUCCUUAAAAGUGAAUACGAAGAGCUCAAGAAUUCUAAUGAUGAAUACACGACGGAAAUAAAAUCACUCCUUUAUAAAAUAGGUGAAAGAGACCAACAAAUAGAGAUUUUAAAAGCCGUUCAACCUGAUUACGAUACUUUGCAUCACAAGUAUCAGAAUUUAGAAAGAAUUCACAGUUUGUUAAGAGAAAAUGCAGAGAAAUUUCAAGAAGAAAAUCAAGAGUUACACGAGGAAAUUUUUAAAUUACAGGAACAAGUCACGAAGCUAGACCAUGAUUUGGAGAUCUCAAAUAAACACAAUGAAGCACUCAUGGUCCCUAAAGAAAAAUAUGACGAACUUUUAAAAGAAAUUAAUGAACUCAAACAUAGGCGUGAUUCAAACCAAGUGCAUCUAGAUGAAAUAAAUAUAGACGAUAAUGCUAAAAGUGUCAUUGAAACUUUGAAAAGGGAUAUCAGUGAACUUAAACGUAAAUUAGCUCAAAAAGAUUCUGAAAAUCAAAAUAGCACAGAAAUUAAAGUUCUAAAACCUGAUAAGAUAACGCAACUGUAUAAUCGUUAUGUUACUUUUGAUUUGCCAGUAGAUUACGUUGGUGAAAUGCCUUCUGGUACUGAAAAUAUUGUUAUGCAAAAAUUAGAAAACGUGUUCAAAACUUUGAAUGCUUAUAAAAAAGAUUUGGACCAUUUGCAACAGAAGCUUUCGGAGAAAAAGUUAAAUAGCAAUAAUUUACAGACACAAAUAGAUGACUUAACCACCGAAAAUGAAUAUCUGACGUCUGACAUACAACAUCUUGAAGGUGAAUUAGAAGAAAUGAAGAAAAAUAACGAUUUCUUAAUAUCAGAGAUUGCUGCUUUAAAAAACACGUCGAAACUGGAGCCAAUUAUAGAAACACAUGAGGAUAACCUCGUUAAAUUAGAAACAGAAUUAGCUGAUUGUAACCGAAUUAAUAAAACAUUUGAAUCUGAAAUUAAAAGAAUAGAAAAUGAACUCAAAGAAGUACAAAGCCAAAAGAAAAUAUUACAAGAAAGCCUUAAUGACAUGAAAAAUAAAUACAUGUCUAUGCUCGAUGAGUUAAAAAUAUGUAAAACUCAGACAGAUGCUGUUAACGAGCUCGAAAAUAAUACAAAUGCUAAUCAUGAUAUAAAACUUCAGAAAACAAUAGAUGAAAUAGAUACUUUGAAAAAACAUUUAAACUCUGCUAACUCAAAGAAUGAACAACUUUCUAUCGAUAUACAUAUUAUUGAGAACGAUAAAGUGUUACUUAAUAAACAAGUGGAAGACCUACAAAAAGAAAUACAAGGUAAAACAACUUCUAAUAAAGAAAUGGAAUCAACUAUAAUAAACUUAGAGCAUAAAUUAAAAGACAUUCAAAAUAAAACAGACGAAAUCCUGCAGGGAAAAAAUGACCUUGAAAAAGAGAAUGAAACCUUAAAACAAAAAAUUGCAGAAAACAAAACAUUAGUUUCUUCUUCUACAGACGUUGAAAAAAUAUUAACUGAAAAGAACGAAAUAGCAAAUAAGUUAAAAGAAAUGGCCAAACAUAAUGACACGUUGGAAGAAAAAAUUAAACUGCUUUCCAAUGAAAUAGCAAACUUCAAAAAGGAACAAGAAGAAUUAAUUAAUGAAAAUAAUUAUUUACACAAGAAAACUAUGGAUGAUACCCAAAGUAUAAUUCAACUUCAAGCUACUGUUAAUGACUUAAAAACAAAAACUAAUCAGUUGGAUAGUAUCAAUAACGAAUUGCUUAUAGCUAAAGAAGAGAAUGAGGUUCUGAGGGACAAAAAACUGAAGCUUGAAGUUGAAUUAUCAACUACAGAUAGCAAAAUCGUUCAAUUAGAAGAAGAAUUUCAAAAACUUAUAACAGACCUCAAUGAAAAAGAUUCCAUAAUAGAUAACCUUAACUCGACGGUGAAUAAAAACAACAACGAAAUUUCAUAUCUUAGUCAAAAUGUGACAGACCUUGAGAAAAGUGUCCAAAUGAAAGAUCAAGAAAUUGGACAUCUCCAAAAUUCUCUCGACGAGGUGACACAGAAGUUAAACCGUAACGGUCUUGCCUCUAACCAAAGUCACGAGGAGCUACAAAAAUUACAUACAGAAAAAGAAGAAAUAAAUAAACAAAUAUAUGGACUGAAUGAUGAAAUUAACAAUAAAAAUAUAGAAAUAUCUAAAUUAACAAGUCAUCUUCAGGAUUUCGAAAAAUCUUAUGCGGAAAUGAAAUUUACCAUAGAUAAUAAAGACAAACAAAUAAAGGAGCUAAACCAAUCGAUAGUUGAAUUAACAGAUAAAAUAAAAGCAUCCGAAAAUACCACGCUGCCAAAUGACGAAUAUGCAAAAUUACUAGAAGAAAAACAAGGCGUAGAGAGAUUAGUAAGAGAAGUAAGAAACAGCUUAGAUAUUAAAGAAAAAGAGUUAUUGGAUGUAACGAGUAAGGCAACCGCCUUAGAAAAUGCAUGCGCGGAAUUUAAAGCUAUUAUAGAUAAUGCAACAGUUGAAAAAAACGAAUUAAUUAAGUUGGUUAAUAUGAAACAUAACGAAAGCAUACAAUAUCAUAACGAAAUUCAGAGGUUGAAUCAUGUUUUACUUGAACAGAAUACUGAGUUUAAGAGAAUCAUUGAGGAAAAAGACGCGUUAUUAAGGGAUCGUUCAAGUAACUGUACCACUUGUGAAACUAUACGUCAAACUCUCAAAGAGAAAGAUGAAAUAAUAUUAGCUUUGAAUCAAAGUACGAAUGAACACGAACGACUCAAAGUUGAAUUAGCUAAUGUAAGUGACACUGUACAAAAUUUAACGAAAAGAUGCGAAGAUUUGGAUAAAAGUUUGACAAUACAAUUGGACAUUGUAAAGAAAUUGACGGCAGAAAAUAUGCAGUUGUCAGAUCAAGAGCAGAGUUCGUCGCGAGAGCUGGAAAGGUUACGUCAUCAUCUAGUUGAAAUGGAAGAGAAUUAUACGCAGGAGCUAAUGACGUCAGAGCACAAGCUCACCGAAUGUCAAACCAGAUUACAUCAAGUUGAAGAAAGGGCUAAGCAGACGAGCACCGUGUACACCAGCAAUAGUAUCCGAGCAAACCAAGAAGUAGAAACUUUGAGGAAUCAAAUCAAACUAUUGGAAAAACAACGCGAGGAAGUCCAAGCGAGGCUGAGCGAAGCAGAAGACGCUAGAAGCAGAAGUGAAGCUGCUCUUACGAACUUGCAAGUAGUUUUAGAACAGUUCCAGUUAGACAAAGAGAGAGAUAUCCAUUCCGCAACAGAAAAAGUGAGAAACAAAAUGGAGGACAUCAAACGUCACAAUGAAAUUCUACAGCAGGAAAUAGCAAGGUUAAAUGGCAAGCUAGAAGAAUCAAUAGCUGGCCUUCAAGCUGCGACUAGACUUGGUGAUCAAGUUGAAACCAAGUCAGCACAGAUAAACGAUUUAAAGGAUCAAGUCCGCACUCUCCAAGCAUCGGUGACGGCGGCCGAGGAACGGUAUUACAACGCGAUAUCGAACCAGCAGGACAAAGUCGAUAAGAACUUAGUUAAGAACCUCGUUAUCAACUACGUCCUAACAGCGGGGCAAAACAGUCUCAACAGAACACAAAUUCUCCGAAUUCUUUCAACGGUCUUAGACUUCAAUCAGACGGAAUGUGAAAAGUUGGGACUCGUCCGAUCGGCCAACCAAGGAGACAGCUUGGCUGCUGAGUUUGUCAAGUUCCUGCAGAAUGAGUCUAGACCGAGGGCGCAGCUGCCCGAUAUGAUGGGUCUGCAAGGGGGGAGAGCGUCCGUGUCUAGUUCUAGGAAAAGUUCAACCAUUGGUCCCAAUCCAGUUUUCGAACUCGGUCAUAGAAGGAAUCCAUCGACGGGUUCCAAUAAUUUGCUAUUCCAAAACUUGGAUUCAAUGGAUACAGCUUCACAGGCGUCUGUCGAUUCUGAAGCGAGGGCCAUUCCAGUGAACACACUGGACACGGGAAUAAAUCAGACCAGGAACAAUGAGGGUGCAAUACUGAAGCAUGUUUUGAAGGAUAUGUGAUAUUUGUAAUGUAAUAACAUUGAUUGGUUUUGAAUGUCCGACGCCAUUAUUUAUUAUAUUCGAAUUAAAGUGUUAUAUAUGUUAAUAAGAUUUUUUUAUAAAUACAAUCCGAAUGUGUCAUUUUUUAUUUUACUCUCGAUUUAAAAACGAUGUUUAAUCUGUGUUUAUAUUAAUUCCACGUUAAUAUUAUAAUUUAGCUGAUUCAAAUCAUAAGUUAAUUGUUCGUAAACAAUGCGUGCGUGUUUAUCCGAUACUUGUAGCAAUAAUUAUCAAUAAAUAUAUUAAAAAAAAGUAUUUAAUCGAAGAUAUUAAUAGCUUGAAGUUUAUUUUUUCAUCAUUGAAUUGUAUACUAUUAAGAUUGUCGUUCAUGACGUCAUACAUUAUAUUAAAAUAUAAUUUAAUAUAAACGCUAGUAGUUUCAUAAGCAUUUAAAUUAAUAAUUAUUCAAUAUGAGAAACGAAUCCGUGACUAUAUAAUUAAUAUACAGAAAAUAAUAAUAAUUACCGGUAUUUAAAUAUUACAGUCUCUUGUCAAAGUAUCUUUCCAAGCAAUGUUAGCAAUCUAAGAGGUAACUCCAAUCGUACGACCGAUUUCAAUAUAUUAAUUUGCGUCAUAAUUAUCGAAUUAAUAUACUACUAAUUAUUUAAUUAAUAUUUAUUUAUAUUUCAUAUGUACGAAAAAAAUAUAAAAUAAAAAUAAUUCAAUUUGUGCUUGAUGCAAUUGGCAACUGUGUCCACAUUCUGUCAAAUGUGACAUUUCUAUUGCUUGAUCUAAAUUCGAAUUAAGCAAUUAAUACACAAUUAGGUUAAGAAUUAACAAGGGAAUUGCUACUACUAUGCUUAUCUUCAAAAUUAAUUUAUUAAUUAAUUGACUUCUUUCUCUCGACUGAACCGAUUCGUUCUGUGCCCUGUAUGUCGGCUCAACUAAAAGCCAUUAAAAAAAUUGAGUUCAAUGAAUAUAUAAUACUUAAGAUUUUUUGCCCAGUUGCCACAAAUAAAAGUCAUACAAAAAUUCAAAGGAGUAUAUCUGUAAAGUUUGCUAAUAUUUGCGUAUCCUUUUUUAUUUUUUUUAUUUCUGCCUUCGUCAUAUUUUCCGUAUAGUCAUAAAUUCGUUUCGCAUUAUACAUUGUAUAAAUAUAUAGCAUUUUAUUUAAAUUUUAAGUUAUAGAAUUAGUUACAUCAUUGAUUAAUAUGAAUUCUAAUUUCAAAUUAUUUUUUUUGUUAUAAUAUUAAUUUUAACAACAGGAACAUAGUAUUUAAUUUGUAAUGUAUGUAUGUAUGUUUUUAAAUUUACAAAAUAUCUCAUAUAUAUUUCUGAUUUUGUUUUUAACUUAGACAACAAUAGUUUAUUCUAUUUUCUUUUCUCUCUACCUUUGCCUUUAUUAUCCAUUUCAAAUGAAUCAAGUUGAUAGAGACAGCACUAUACACGAGAACGAGAUAGCAUACUUCAAAAGUAGAAACCUUGUGUAUAUAAUAUUUUAUUGUAAAAAUGUAAACAUGUAUAUUAAUUGGAUGAAAAGUCAAAUUUGUUUUGAAUAAUGAAGGGAUCUCUUAACAAUUUGAUUAUAAAUAAAUUAAUUAUUUUUAACGCGUGCGCUGUAGUACACAGAUACGUAUUUUUAUAUGUAUAUAUAUUUAAAGACGAAUGGGCCAUUUUAUGUUUCCUUUAACCCCAUACACUGAUAGUGCAACAAGGAAAAAACACUUUCUAGUAUUCUUAUCUCUGUCACACAUUUAUUUUUAUGUUCUAUGAUAAAAUAAUAAAAAAUAAAUGUUUUAAAUAUAAGAAAACUUUGCUCGUAUAGCGCUGUCUCUGUCACACCCGUACUUUCAUUAGAGUAGCUUGUAUAUUUGUAAAUGACGUAGUUUCGUUUUAGUCGCUUGUUUAUAUAAUGUUCAAAUUAUUGUGAUUUAUAAUUUAUAUGAAAAUAAAGUAAUAAAUGCUU